This is a messenger RNA of Alternaria incomplexa, 837 nucleotides long. RefSeq lists its product as uncharacterized. NCBI's taxonomy places the organism in Eukaryota, Fungi, Ascomycota, Dothideomycetes, Pleosporales, Pleosporaceae. Bases 1 to 837 code for a protein of 278 amino acids. The record is from RefSeq and is a predicted model, not a curated record. The transcript is spliced from 2 exons.
AUGAGCAAGCUCUAUCGAAUGCGACUGAUCAAGAGCAAAAGGAAAAAUGGGAUCCAGAAUCAUCUCUACACCAAGACGAGCAAGAACGGAACCUUAUCAAAGCCUGGAUCCACCUCGCUUUACCGCGAGCGAUGCGACGAUGUACCUCUUCCUCAACACAUUCCGUCAAAUCUGUCAGUCUUCGAGAAGCGCCGUAAAGUGACAGAUUCAGGCGAGUGGAAUCGUGCUGCUGGUGUUAUAUGGAUUCGAACAUGGUAUGGCAUUGAAGCAUCUCUGGGGGAAGGAUCGGGCAAAGACAUUGUCACACGUGCGAGUGCCGACGAAGCAUACUCUCGACUAUGGCGGAAAGCCUUGCAUCCUUAUCAGCUCCAUUACAAAUUCGAUGCGGACAUGUUUGGGCCUUUCAUCUUCGAUGACAACGGUGCCGCGUAUGGAGUGGAAGCACGGGACGCAGACGAUGAAGUGGAGCUGAUGGAUGAUAUACCCUCCUUCAUCUUAGGCGCCCUAAUGCGAUGUCCCGAUGUGAUGGAAGGAAGUAGUGAGCGUGAGAUAAUGGAGGAGGACGAUCACACAGAAUUGGCACAAAGCUUACUUGUCGUAGUCGCGGACCGCGAGGCAUGCGAGGAGGGAUGGGUACUGCUGAUUGCCCUGAACCAUAGAGGUCAGGCGUUGCACUUGCGUGUACGGUGCAAGGCUUACCUGGUUUGGGAGCAGGUCAAUCAUUUUAGAGAUGGAGGCCUGCCGUUGGAUAUCGCGGGUAGCAAAGAGAAUCUCAUGGACUACCUGGAUGGCAAUCGAUCAGGUGAUGGAUGGGAUGAGGACGAACCCCAGGAUUAG